Molecule: messenger RNA, 211 nt
Organism: Trypanosoma cruzi
Lineage: Eukaryota; Euglenozoa; Kinetoplastea; Trypanosomatida; Trypanosomatidae
Product: trans-sialidase, putative
Exons: 1
Source: RefSeq, a predicted model, not a curated record
AUGCUCUCAAUUGUUGCUGCAGUGAAGGCACCCCGCACGCACAACCGUCGCCGCGUGACCGGAUCCAGCGGGAGGAGGAGGGAAGGAAAAAAGGGCGAGCCGCAGAGGCCCAACAUGUCCCGGCAUGUGUUUGCUUUCGCGGGGCUGCUCCUCGUUGUGAUGAUGUGCUGCUGCACCUGUGGAGCUGCGGCCGCUGAUGGAAGUAGUGGGG